GAAGCUUCAUCGGGGAAGUAGCUGCGCUGGAAGGAAGUUCUGCUUCGGUUGUGAAACGAGCCAUCGAGGCGUGAGUGUCUACGCGAGUAACAGUUUUCCGGCUCGAUUCCCAAAACUUUCACGGUUAUUCGCUUGAGCCCCGACGACUUCGUGAGAGAUUGUCUUCUGGUAUAGAAAACGAGAGCUGAUGAAUAGCGAACGGAAGUCGAUCAUCUAAGCGGAUCGGAAGCUGUGAACCGAGGACGUUCUCACGACUCCAAGAAUAAAGUGUCGGAUAUUUAGUGCUCGUUACAACAAGACAAUAAUCUUUACGUGAAUAAGGAUAUACUAGCUUCAACGCGGAUUUUAAAAAGCAAUAUCGAUAGAACAAUGCGGUGAUAUCCAAAGAAGCCAAAUCGAAAAGCAUACAUAUCAACUCAUAUCAUCUCACUUCAACCAGCAACAAUUUCUGACAACGUCGUCGAAGCAACAUAACGAAGCAUAUCAGAGGGAAGAAACGAUGGUCCAACGAUGAUCCUGUCGCUAGCAAGGUGUAUCAGGUGUCGAUCAAGCUGGAUCGACGAGACUCUUCGUCACGAUCUAUCCUAACCAUACCUGUCAGAUAACUUUGCACGGUGUCCGGAUCGGACGUGAUCAAAAAGACCGCCGCCUGUGUUCCCCGUCCUCUUUCGAUCACGCGAAAUUUCAAAGGGGAGCAGAGGAGAGAAAGACACGAUAGGAUGUUGUUGAGGUAACGCGACCUCUCGAGCCGGCUGAACAACGAUCUCUAAUCGAACCGUGCUCGAACAACGAAGGGAUAGCAGGUGACGAAGAGCUGUGGAUUCCAAAGAGGCAAAGUCCAGGGCUGUGAGUCAAGGAUGGGUUUCCCCAGGAGGAGAUCCCUGUGGCUGAAGGUGGCCAUUUUAGCAACGGCGGUCUGGGCCACCGUGUGCUUCCUCUUGUACACGGAAGACCGUGCGAACGUAGCUGUGCAGGGUCUGGCGCCGUCCGGCGUUGCGGCGCCCCAAAUGGCCAACGGAUUCGUGCCUGCAGCCGCACCUCUCAGAAAAGAGACGCCGCUUAACGCGCAGCCGAAGCCAAAGGUCGCUCAGGGCGGACCCGAGCAAGGCGGUGGUGUGCUCGUUGCUCCUCGCGAGCAAGAUUCGAACGCGCCUGGCGAAAUGGGAAGGCCCGUGAUUUUGCCAACGAAUAUGACUGCCGAAAUUAAGAAACUCGUUGACGACGGUUGGCUAAACAACGCGUUCAAUCAGUACAUCAGUGACCUCAUUUCUGUUCAUAGAACACUGCCUGACCCACGUGAUCCAUG
This is a messenger RNA of Habropoda laboriosa, 1306 nucleotides long. Its product is annotated as putative polypeptide N-acetylgalactosaminyltransferase 9. NCBI's taxonomy places the organism in Eukaryota, Metazoa, Arthropoda, Insecta, Hymenoptera, Apidae. The annotation marks the transcript as partial. The record is from RefSeq and is a predicted model, not a curated record. The transcript has 5 exons.